UGCGAGUUAUCUGCAUAGGUUUACGCGAACAAAGGAACAGCCAGGAACAACGGCUUCGAAGAAGAGGGAACGCGUUUAGCCCAUUCGCGACAAGACACCCUCGGCUGGGAGGAGGGCAUGCGUUGAAGGUUGGGUGUGUUUCUUCGCCGGGCUUUAUAGCCUUUAUUUUUCUUUCCAUCGAAACACAACGAUGCGGCUCGAUGGCUCGAUAUACGGGGUCCUGGCCUGCCUAGCAGGGUCGGCGGCGGCAGCGGACGACGGCACUCCGUCAAGUAAUUCGAUAUUCACUUUCAGCGGGUUCUCAACGCCCGCAGUCUACCCGGUGGAUGGGGGAACUAGGCAGAUACAGUACCACCGCCUAAGGCCCGAGAUCGAGGCGUUGGAGGUCCACGCGGUCUCCCUUAAACGCCACGACAACAACUUGACCAUCGCUGUAGGCGCUAUACCAUCCGGCACCAGUCUCAAAGAAUUAAACAGGAUACUGUUAGAGAGGCAGACCGAGCCGCCAUCGAUUCCGCCAUCGUCCUCGCAGCCAACCUUCCAAGUGACCAACGGCGCCCUGAUGCUGGACACCACCUCGAGUAGAUACACUGGUUACCGUUUCCUCAACGAGCCGCUGUACUACGAAAUCCAGUGGGGCAACUUGACCGUGAAUGGUAGCAGCUACAGCCAGCUAUUCGUCGUUGCAACCAUUGAUUUGCACCAACAAGCCAUAAGUAAUCUCGAAAGGCUAGGAACCGACCCGGCGCUACCUGAGAACGUUGUAAGCUCUAGUGGCGACGGCAACAGCACAGCGACCGGUGCCGCCGCUACGGCCAUACCCUCGGCCUCAGCGGCGACGACAAACGUGGCGUCGGACUCCAGGGCUGGCCUAAGCAUAGGUGCUAUCGUGGGUAUCGCCGUCGGGUGCGGCGUUGCGGGCCUGCUGCUCAUCGGCUUCCUCGUGUGGUUCUUCGCGUUCCGGCGGCGGCCGCGGGCGCCCGGCCGCGGGGGCGACGACGGCGGCGACGACGACGACGACGACACGGGCACGCGGUCCAUCGUGCGAGAGAAGGAGGCGGCGGUCGCGACGGCGACGACGACGGCGGUGACGACGAUGACGGACUCGUCGCCGCGGUCGGCGUACGCCGACGACGGCGGGCGCCUGCACGACCCGCGGCGGAGCGUCGGCGGGGGCGGGGGCGGGGGACCGGGGAUCGCCGUCACGACGGACGACGACGACGACGGCGGCGACGGAUACGACGGCGAGAGGGGCGCGAGGCAGCCCUCGACGUACGCGCCGUACUCGGACCGGGCGGCGUCGGCGGCGUCGGGCGGGCCGAGCGCGCCGACGCCGACGCCGGCCUUCGCCUCGCGCUACGGGCACCUGAUCGAGGAAGGCAUGACCGAGGACGAGAUCCGGCGGCUCGAGGAGGAGGAGCGCCAGCUCGACGCCGCGAUCGAGGAUGCCGGCCGCAACAGCCGCUUGGCGCGGUCGUCGUGA
Durotheca rogersii is the source of this 1483-nucleotide messenger RNA. RefSeq lists its product as uncharacterized. NCBI's taxonomy places the organism in Eukaryota, Fungi, Ascomycota, Sordariomycetes, Xylariales, Xylariaceae. The record is from RefSeq and is a predicted model, not a curated record. The transcript has 2 exons. Bases 191 to 1483 code for a protein of 430 amino acids.